Molecule: messenger RNA, 1363 nt
Organism: Vespa mandarinia (Asian giant hornet)
Lineage: Eukaryota; Metazoa; Arthropoda; Insecta; Hymenoptera; Vespidae
Product: cytochrome b5 domain-containing protein 1
Source: RefSeq, a predicted model, not a curated record
AAUACAGUUAACGUAAUCGAUUCAAACACGAACAAAUGGUAAACACACUAAUUUUUAAAGAUGUCGUUCAUUUGUUCGGAACGUAAUAAUCUGAUCGAUUACAAAAAUUCAUUAAACAACUUGAAAAUCUGCGAAUCUGAAAAAUACUUUUUACCCACCGAAGUAGCGAUACAUAAUAAAUCAAAUGACUGUUGGGUUUCUUGUAACGGCAUCGUUUACGAUCUGACCAAUUUAUGUAAAUUGUGGUUAUGUACACGAGCGAUAAAACCUCUAAUAGCACACGCAGGAAAAGAUAUCAGUCAUUGGUUCGAUCAUAAUCGAAAGGAUAUUAAAUAUUACGUCCACCCUGUUACCGGUGUAUUAGUACCAUAUUGUCCACAUGGGCCAAUACCGGAUGUAUCCGAUUAUGUCGUACCUUCCACUGCUUGGCGACCUUUAAACAAAUGUCCAUGGUGGUUAGACGAAAAGUACAUGUUAGGCAAACUCACAAAAAAUUCACGACCAUGUAGAAUUAUCAAUGUUCUUACCGGAACGAGUUGUGUUAUAAUGGUUUGCGAAGAGGAUACGAUUAGACGUAUUCAAGAACGUGCUUUAUCAUUUAAUCCACAUGGACAAAAUUACUCGUGGAAAUUUGAAGGAAAAGAUAUCAAUCUCGAUUAUACAUUAACGGAAAAUAAUAUUCCGGACGAACGUAAACGGUUCCUAACUUUAGGGCUUCGCGAGGAUUAUUAUAUUCCAAGUCUUAUGUGUUAUUAUAUCGAUAAGUAUGACUUGAACGAAUCCGAUUGAAAUUACAGACGACAUAAUAAUAAUUAAUUAUUGCCGAAAUGUCAAUAAUAUCAUUAUCUUUUUUAUUUCGUGAACUUUAAUAAGAAAUUUUCUACCUUAUCGAAUGUCUCACAUAGUACUUAUCUCUAAUCAAAGAUGACACCACUGUCUUCAGAUACAAUUGGAAUUGCUAUUGAAGUUCUUAUAUAUGAUAGAAAAAUGAUUAAAGACAAUAAUCAAUAUAAGAAAAUUUUUUAUCUCAUGAUCGAUCUUGUCUAAUUAACAUUUUACAUUUAAAUUAAAUUCGAUGACGUACUUUUAGAUUAUUUAUUUUCUCUUUUUCGAAGAAAAAUAAAACGUAUAUCAUCAUUUCGAAAAUGUUCGAAGUGACCUGACGAUAUUCGCGCAAAAUAAAUGCGUCCGAUCCUCGCUUGGAUGUGGUUUGCUCGUAAAAGCGAAGCCCCGUUGAGAGAAGAAACCCUGCCACCGCUUAGGAUCCGCUCGUCAAACCGUUUUACGGGUUUAUUCUCGGACGAUCUUCCAUGCAUCGUGGUCCAUUGUUUCGAUUUAUAUCUUCUCUCUCUCUUUCUUUCCC